Messenger RNA from Didymosphaeria variabile, 1983 nucleotides. RefSeq lists its product as uncharacterized. Gene Ontology annotation, molecular function: ubiquitin binding. Lineage: Eukaryota; Fungi; Ascomycota; Dothideomycetes; Pleosporales; Didymosphaeriaceae. The record is from RefSeq and is a predicted model, not a curated record. The transcript is spliced from 2 exons. The coding region runs from base 1 to 1983 and encodes 660 amino acids.
AUGUCUCUCCCGCGGUUUGCCCCGUUCCCUGACGUCGAGGUCCGCCAGCACAUAUUACCCGUUGAAUGGACAGUUUAUCUGGAUACCUGGACGUCUCUAGCAGAGCUGCAUCUUCGGCUUAGCGACUCUCAGUUCCGGAAUGCUAUCAUAGAGGAUGCAUCUUCUUUGACAACUUUUCUUACCUCUUUCUUCCACGAGCUGGCCAACGAUGACAGCUUGUUGCCGCAGACUCUUUUGCUACGAAAGAAAUGCUUCUUCCUUUUACAUCGGAUAUAUUCUGAAGACAACGUGCCGGCACCGCUGCUCGGCUGGUCUCUCUUGUCGGAUGCAUGCCGUAUCUUUUCAAAGAGCGCCCAAUUCCGGUCUCUCUUGGAGCGUCUGUGGAAACGAAAAGCUGCAUCAAUUGAGAAUAGUCUCCAACCCGCGAAGAUUUCACUGAUCAAGUAUCUGGAUUCAAAGAUACCAGAAAAGGCACAAAGCACGCUGGAAAAGCUUGCGGCUCUGUUACGAUUGUCGCCUGAUGCAGGGAUGUAUAUGAUUACGGGAUCUGAUUUUCUGGAUUCCUUAUGCAAUGCACACCCCAAAGUGGACACUUCUUUCCAAACGAAACUUACUACGACUGCGUAUCUAGGCCUUAUAUCUCUUCUUGGAGGCGCCAAGCCCAAUUUCUCUGCAUUAUCGGAUCAUUUAUACAGUCUUAAAGCGAACGGCGAGCAGCAAGCGAAGAUUGGUGCCGCUCAGACAUCGCUCAUUGCAGACCUGGUGACGAAUACUCCUCUCCUGCACAAAAUCAGAGAUAAGGCGACUGUGCCUGAAGCUGCGAGGGUGAAGAACUUCGCUACUUCGCUGAGUUCCUUUCAGCAGUUGUCCGUCGCCCGGCCAAAGAAGCUCGUUCGUCGAAAGGUUGAUAAAGGCAAGAGUCAGGCAACCGAAGACGAGCAUGGACACGGUGCAUUUGACGAGAUACAUGUUCAUCGUAUGAGCAUGAUCAGCCAAAUACAGGACCUCUUCGCAGACUUGGGCUCCGGUUUCGUGGUGAAGCUGCUCGAUGAGUAUAAUGACAACAUUGAAGAGGUCACUGCGCACCUCUUAGAAGACUCCUUGCCUCCACAUCUCGCCAACGCAGAUCGGAGUGAGCCAAUUCCUUCCCUUUCCGCCGCAAAGCCACACUUCACGCCACGACCAACGCCAACCGCUGUCGAGCGCCGCAACAUCUUCGAUAACGACGAGUUUGACCGCCUUGCUGUGGAUGCAUCACGCCUUCACAUUGGUCGCAGGAACGCCAAAUCCACGGCCGAUACUAUCCUCUCUGACCGCACCGCCGCUCCUAGAAAAUCUGCAAUCAUCUCCGCCCUUGCAGCCUUCGACUCGGACGAUGAUGAGCGCGACGACACAUAUGACGUAGAGGAUGUCGGUGGCACUGUGGACUCUGCAGCACCAGGACCCGACGAGGCCGAUGUUGAUCUUAGGGAUAAGAACGAGGAAGCGCUGUUUAGAGCUUACACUACUACUCCGGAUCUUUUCGCACGUGACGCAGAGAGCAGGCGAGGUAAAGCCAGAACAGCACUGAAGAGCGAAACGGGUAUGACGGACGAGGUAAUCGAGGGUUGGGGUCUGAUGAUGGGUCGUGAUCCUAAGCGAUUCCGGCGUUUGCGGGCUAAGUUCUCGGCUUUCUACGGACAGCAGACGCAACUUGCUUCGACCUCGUGGCGGGCAACGCCGGCUGGCUCUGAUGCUGAGGUAAUAGAGGCCAGCGGGGAAGGACAAGGACAGCGCGGCGGAAGAGGAGGCGGGAGAGGUCGUGGUCGAGGUAGAGGACGAGGCGGUGGUGGCCGUGGCGACGGUAAUGUCGCUGGGCCCAAUGAUGAAAAGGGCACACAGGUUUCAAGACAGAGGAAGGAGGCGAACAAGAGCUCGAGAGCGAAUCACAACCGGAGAGAUCAGCGGGCGAGAAAGAUGGCUAGGGGGGGUUUGCCGGGAUGA